CCCCGGAUGUUUACACCAGCCGGAGACGGAACAGCUGAAAGAGAAAAACAAAGCCACGACGACGAGGGCACUAACAACUAAAUAGUAGUGACACCGCCGCUGGACGAACCAUUUUAUACCAUUCACGCUGAAUAUAAAAGGUAGUGGAGACAGUUCUGUAACUCCUCAAAACAUAACAAUGGGACGCAUCUUCCUGGACCACAUUGGCGGAACACGCCUUUUCUCUUGUGCAAACUGUGAUACUAUCCUGACCAACAGGUCUGAACUGAUCUCCACACGAUUCACAGGAGCCACAGGCAGAGCAUUCCUCUUCAAUAAGGUGGUGAACCUCCAGUAUAGUGAGGUCCAGGACAGAGUGAUGCUCACCGGCAGGCACAUGGUGAGAGAUGUCAGCUGCAAGAACUGCAACAGCAAGCUGGGUUGGAUCUACGAGUUUGCUACUGAGGAUAGUCAGAGGUACAAAGAGGGACGAGUCAUCCUGGAGAGGGCGCUGGUGAGGGAGAGUGAGGGCUUUGAAGAGCACGUCCCCUCAGACAACUCAUGAGGUCUGGACAUGGCCAUGCCGUCCUGUUCCUCUCCCUCAACCCCUCGCCUCUGCCCUGCACAUCACCACCUGCAGACUUAGUGGCCAGUGAAGCUUUGACUUCAACCCCCACGGUCCUUCCAUGUCUCCGGUACAUGACCUUAGAGCUCUGCUGAUUAAAAGAAUAGUGUGCUGGAUCUAUUCUCGCUGAAUUAGCUUCCCCCGAAGUCUCCCUUGAUUACUGUGUCACCGAGCUGUCCAUCCCCCCCAACACAGCGAGUCUUACCAUCACUCAAGUGUUUUAAGCAUGAUCACAAAAAACCUUUAUCACUGCAUAUGGUAUUUAGAUACAUGCAUGACAUUACACAGGUCACUCGCGUUUAUAUUCUUCAAACUUGUGUCAUUUACCUAGUUAAUGGAGGCAGUUUCUCUGAGGGUGCUCACUGUCAAGAUCAAGAUAAGACUAAAUGAGCUACUUAAGGCCUCAUUCUGCAUAUUGCUUUUGUUGUAAUUGUGCUUCUGUGUUGUGACUUUUGUCUCAGUGUAUUUGUCACGGGUUACACUGAAUGCAAUUAAGACACCAUGGUAGUUGUUUUUUCCGUCUCAGUUACCUUUUCCUUAGCUUGUGGUUUAAUGGCUGUAAUGGUGUUUAAAAUGUUCUUGUCCAGAUGAUAAAUCCAUGAGGACCGCACAGACUGAUGUCAUAUUUUAAGUAUUCAUUGUUGUGCUUGAUAAUGAUUAAGCAGUUUUUUUUAUCUUGCUUACAUGAUGUGCAUAUAUUUUGAUUGAUGUGACAUUCUUGAAAUGUACAAAAAGUGGCUGAUUGCUGUUGUUUGUACUGUGGAGGUGAUAACCCAUACUACAGAUAGAUCAUUUGAGUUUAGUCAUGCCCAUCCAGAUCCGUCACCAUGCUCCUCAGAGAGAUGCAUAUCACUCAACUGACUUGUUAGAUGCAUGUAUCUUUUAUCGAUGUGUCUUCAGAGUUACAGAGGCAAAGUUUGGGUAACAAUCGGCGGAGACUUCCUGGCAGUCUGCUGACUUACGAAAAGAUGAGUCAUAUUUGAAGGAAAGGGUAACUUCAAUGGAAUUAGUAAAAAAACACCAAUCCGUUUGGUCUUCGGUAUCUGUUUUCUGCAUUUAUCUGCAAAUCCUGUCUCUUAGCAUUAAAUUAAUUUUGGCAUAAUGACCCACCAUCUUUAUAUAAUCUAAUGCUCGGGGCAUGUUUUGUCAUCAGAUGACUUGUUUGUUGUUUCAGAAAGCCAGGCAGCCAUUAUUGGGUUAUAACCCAUGCAAUUCAAGGCCUUGUUCUUGAAAUGCCCAUUUUAUAUGAUCAACUUUUGGAAAAAAUAUUUUUUAUGACAUUUAAGGUCAAAUUGGACUGAGCUCUUGCGCCCUAGUGUACCAGUGUGCAGCGGCAGAGUGUGAACGCCUGUAGGCGUCACCAAAGUGGACCAGCUUGCACUGCUUUGUGCAGUCAUCUUUACAGAAGGGUAAACGUAUAUGACGUCAACACCAUUCAUGACCCAAAGACAGUGCAGUUAACGGUUGCUGUCAUUUUGUUAUUCAUUUGUAGUAUUUUAUGCAUAGGUUUUUAUUUGCUCUACAUUAUUGAAUGUUAUGUUGAUUGAUGUAUUCAUAUUGAGUGUUUUCUUGAUUUAAAAAUUGAAAAAUUAUUGUUUUCUUUUAUGACUAUGGCAGGAUUUUCUCUGAUAUUAUUUCUAAAUAAAGUCU
This is a messenger RNA of Cololabis saira (Pacific saury), 2254 nucleotides long. Its product is annotated as protein yippee-like 5. The record is from RefSeq and is a predicted model, not a curated record. NCBI's taxonomy places the organism in Eukaryota, Metazoa, Chordata, Actinopteri, Beloniformes, Belonidae. The transcript is spliced from 3 exons. The coding region runs from base 179 to 544 and encodes 121 amino acids.